Molecule: messenger RNA, 7853 nt
Organism: Lineus longissimus
Lineage: Eukaryota; Metazoa; Nemertea; Pilidiophora; Heteronemertea; Lineidae
Product: protein retinal degeneration B-like
Exons: 25
Coding region: 293-4309 (1338 amino acids)
Biological process (GO): phospholipid transport
Cellular component (GO): cytoplasm
Molecular function (GO): phosphatidylinositol transfer activity; phosphatidylcholine binding; phosphatidylcholine intramembrane carrier activity
Source: RefSeq, a predicted model, not a curated record
AAAUCAACAUGGUGUUCCAAUUUGACAAGUUCUGCUAAAAUCAGUGAUAUUUUACCCGAUUUUAUGCUUAUCUUACAUAUGAAAUGUGCAGCGGUGUGAAGUAGUCGUGAAAACAGAUUCAGAGCAUCAGUGGGUAAAUGUAGAUCGAUGCAGAGCAUAUCAGUAACUCGAGCCUUGUCCACUGGUUGGAUAUUCCAGGUGAAUCUCUGAUCGACAACAAAAAAUUUGGAGGCUGGCCCCACCAAAGAUGACAUUUUCUAAUCAAACGGGUAAUGCUUAGAACACUGCCAACAUGCUGAUAAAGGAAUAUCGCAUCUGUCUGCCCAUGACAGUGGAAGAGUACCGGAUUGCUCAACUCUACAUGAUACAGAAAAAGAGUCGGGAAGAGUCCUCCGGGUCUGGAAGUGGUGUUGAGAUUCUAGUCAAUGAGCCAUACAAAGAUGGUCCUGGUGGCGAUGGGCAAUAUACUUACAAAAUAUAUCAUAUCGGUAGCCAUUUACCAGGCUGGUUGAAGACAAUCCUGCCCAAGUCUGCCCUCAGGGUAGAAGAGGAAGCAUGGAACGCCUACCCCUACACCAAGACAAGAUACCGCUGUCCGUUUGUGGAAAAAUUCAUGCUCGAGAUUGAAACGCGUUACUGCAAUGAUGGCGGCCACCAAGAAAACAUAUUUUCUUUAUCAGAGGCGGACUUGCGUGCGAGAACUGUUGAUUACAUGGACAUCGUGAAGGAUUCAAUAUCAAGCGGUGACUACCGAAAAGAGGAGGAUCCGAAACUAUUCAUAUCAGAUAAAACUGGGCGGGGACCAUUGACGGAAACCUGGCACACGGAUUACGUGGAGGCGCAGGAGCAGCAGAUCGGUAACAAACAUAUCAUGUGUGCUUAUAAACUUUGUCGAGUUGAAUUCAAGUACUGGGGAAUGCAGACCAAGAUUGAGAGAUUUAUCCAUGACAUUGGGCUGAGAAAGACAAUGCUGAGAGCUCAUCGACAAGCGUGGUGCUGGCAGGACGAGUACCACGGCUUAGAACUCAGUGAUAUCAGGGAAUUAGAACGACAGGCACAGUUAGCCUUAGAGGAGAAAAUGAGGCGUUUUAGAGAAAUGGAGGAUGGGGAAACAGACACCAAUGGGACAAAACCGAAUGGGGAAAGUGCACAAAAGCUACCUGACCGAGAUGAAGUUUUUGAUAAUCACAAUUCAUCAUCAUCGGGACGUCCGGGCUUGGAGAUACACAAGAAACCUAUGAGGCGAUGGGGGUCUUUUAAAAAGACACCCUCUAAGUCCAAGUUGGUUAGCCCCAUGGUUAAGCCAUGGAUUACUAGUAGUUCUCCCCAAAAGGGCGAACCAGGUUCCAGCAUGUCCAUAUCAGACUGGAGGGUGGAGAGCUUAGAGAAGUUACAGGACACAAGUUCUGAUGAUGAGUUCUUUGAUGCCAUGGACGACCUGGGACCACCAGAUGCCAGUUCACUAAAGCUUUAUCGUGCUAGUUCAAUGGAAAUGGUUAGUGAUGAGUUUGCAGACUGCUCUGCAAGCCCCAGUGCUUCUGGUCGAGGCUCAAAUUUCUUUGCCUCAUCAUUCGAUCAGAAAUUAGAAUUCUACAAAAAUAAUCUUCAGCCUGGCAAUCAGAGUCUAGACAUGUCACUCCCAGCUACCGGGAGCACCUCACCGUCCAGCCAACAGAGUAAAACCACAGUCCUUUUCAUGGUGUUACAUGGAGGCAGUAUGUUGGAUGCUGGCCAAGAUCAGUCAUCCAAACGUGCUGAUGUCAGCACAUUCAAGACGACUUUGGAUUCCAUUGUACGCGCUCACUAUCCCUCAGCUGUCGGCCAUAUUUCUGUUCGUCUUGUGCCAUGUCCACCAGUAUGUGCUGAGGCAUUGGCCUCCCUUUCCAGCCUAAGUCCAUACAGUUUUGAUGCUCAAUCUCCCAACAAUCUAAAUGUAGACCAAGGUGCAGUUGUAACCAACGAUUAUAUCCCGCUUGGAGCCAUACCUCUGUUGACUGUGUCCAGCCAAGAAUAUAAAGACAGUGUCGGCAAGGUCAUAGCUAAGACGAACCAGGUGUUCAAUGAUUUCCUCCACACUGAUGAAGGAAAUACUUUCGCUGGCCAGGUCAUACUCAUCGCUGACAGUAUUGGUUCAAUAUUUGGCUACGACUGCUUGUGUCGGUCGCAUGCGUACAGCCGCAACAAUAGUCACAACAGCAGUCAUGGCAGUAUCCAUGACAGUGAUCACGACAUGGACAAAGAAAGCGAACUUUCCAGUUCCGUGUUCAGAAAAUCAAACCUAGAGACGAUAAAACAACUCAGUUUCUCAAAUCCGGAUUUGACGCCGACGGAAGAAAACAAGACGAUGUUGACGCAGACAGGGUCUUUCCAGCACAAACGUGGCCGGAGUGAAACAUUGGACGAAACGCAUAAAUCCAUGCCGAAUUCUCCAUACACGAGACAUUUAUCUCUACCGGGAUCGAAAUAUAAUAGUUACCCGUUAGAGCACAAUUCGUCGUGUUUUGAAUUUGAUGUGACGGAUUUCUUCAUGUUCGGAUCACCGCUUGCGAUGGUGUUGGCAUUGCGGAGGUGUCUUCUGGGUGGUGACCGAUUCACUCUUCCUCAGAGGCCGAACUGCCACCAAAUGUACAACCUAUUCCACCCUACCGAUCCCUCAGCUGGUCGCCUCGAACCUUUCCUCAAUCAUAAAUUCAAGCUGGUCGCGCCAAUGAAGAUCGCACGCUACAGCAGAUAUCCUCUUGGUGACGGGGAAUCAGUACACUUAGUUGAAACAAUACAAAGUAACUCAGAAUCGCUCCUGAUGGAUGGUAUGGUUGUUGAUAAGCCACACCUGGAACGUCGGACAAGCAACAUGAGUAUCAUGAGUCAAGUGUCUGGCCAUGGCGAAAUCAAUCUGGCGGCCAUUGCUGCAGUGACGAAACGCUGGUGGGGUGCCAAGCGCCUUGACUAUGCACUCUACUGUCCCGAGGCUCUCAACUCUUUCCCAACGAAUGCACUGCCAUGUCUCUUACAUGCAAGCUACUGGGAGUCCAGCGAUGUUGUCUCAUUCAUACUCAGACAGAUGAAUGGUCCCGAAUUUGAUAAGGUUAUCCGCCAUGACAGUAUAAGUAUACGUGGUUCAGACGGUAGCAAAGACGCACCGAUGUUUACACCAGCCCAGCCUAGGGAAAAAUGGAUGAAGAGACGCACUACUAUCAAACUUAGGAAUGUAGGACCCAAUCAUCGUGCUAACGACGUAAUAGUACUGGAAGAUGGUCCACAGGUGUUGGUGGCUCGGUUCAUGUAUGGACCUCUUGAUAUGGUCUCGCUCUCUGGUGAGAAGGUUGAUAUUCACCUGAUGACGCAGCCCCCACUAGGCGACUGGCUCUACCUUGGCACCGAGUACACCGACGGUAAUGGCCGUGUCUCUUUCACCAUACCUGAGGAGAAGAAGUUCACGCAGGGAAUGUACCCAGUCAAGAUGGUGGUCAGGGGAGACCACACGACCGUCGACUUCUACCUGACGGUGCUGCCACCUCAGACUGAGAGUGUUGUGUUCAGUAUCGAUGGUUCUUUCACCGCUAGUGUCUCCAUUAUGGGAAAAGAUCCUAAAGUUAGGGCUGGAGCAGUCGAUGUUGUGAGGCAUUGGCAAGAACUAGGUUAUCUGAUAAUUUAUGUGACAGCUCGGCCAGAUAUGCAACACAAGAAGGUUGUCAGCUGGCUGGCGCAGCAUAACUUCCCGCAUGGAAUGGUCUCCUUCAUGGACGGCCUGUCGGCUGAUCCUCUCAGACAGAAGGCACUCUAUCUCAAGUCGCUGAUUAAUGACGCUAAAAUUGUGAUUCAUGCCGCCUACGGGUCGAGUAAAGACAUAUCUGUGUAUCAGUCUCUGGGUGUGAAGGCAGAGCGCAUCUUCAUUGUGGGGAAGGCAUCGAAAAAACAACACUCGCUUGCAACGGUACUGGAUGAUGGGUAUGCAGCCCACUUGAGUGCCCUUCUUGCCCACGGCGGCUCCAAGGCAGCCGUCGGCAACGCACGCAUGGUGAUACGGAAAGGAUGCUUCGGUCUACCCGGACAGCUAAAGAGAGGCAAAAGCAGCAAAAAAUAUGCAAAGAGAACAACGUCACUCCCGCCUCAAGCUUCUGGGUCAUCUGCCCCUGAAUUCAAAUGUCACCAUGACUCUCUUGCGGUUGAGAGUCCAGGGAUUGGGAUCAGUCAGGCGGGGAAUACCGUUGUAGAUCAAGGGGUCCCGGACCACGGCGUGGCUAUGCGUGCGCGGGGAUCCUCCCCGCGACCCAAAGUUCCCGCGUUUCGAUACGAAUCGCAGGUAUGAUACAAAAGAGUCUUGUUAAUCUUUUUAAGCACUUUAGUAUGAAGAAACACUUUAGUAUGAAAGUACACGUAUGUCUGUCAGCACUUAGAGGAUUUAGAUUUUUUAGAUUUCAAGAAUCCUUUCGGAUAUGUUAUGAGAUUGUUCAACAUUUGUUCAAUCAUCUUGUCUCGUGAAAUUCAAAAAUCUGAAUUAUCGAUUAUCAGUUUAGUCUACUUAGAAUUGAUUCUUCAAUAUUUCUUCAAGAAGAAAAUGUGUUUUCAUCCAUGAAAACGAAGUUGGUUGACUUUAUUUUCUGCCUCUGUAUGAAAUGAUUAUAAUGUCAAGUCGGAGUUGUAAUCCACCUAAGUGUAAUUCUUCUGGGUGUGCGUGAAACUGGAAAAUAGUUUCCUGAGAACUAUUUGAGAACAUAGUAUAUUUUCUGCAAUGGUGUCUUGACUGAUUCGUGUCAAUGUACGUUUUUUACAACAUUCUAACCAAUGAGAACAUAUUAAGUAAUACCAAAGUUUUACAAAUUGUCGUGUACCAGUGUAUGUAACUUUUGACAGUGAUUGUAAACUCAUGUAAUUAGUGCAGAAAAAUGUUAAUUGAUAUAUCAAUAUAAUUAAGAAUCUAAUUUACCAGAGAAACAUUCCUUUAUUUCAUAUGGAAAAGGCGUUUUGUUUGUAUAGGAAUUUUUCAUUUUCGAUACUGUUAAUACUUUGUGUAGUUUGUUGAAUUUUCCAUUGUGAAUUGUGGAAAUGUUUCUGUUAAUAUCUGUUAUAAAAUAUUAUAUAACGCUAAUUUAAAAUAAUACUCAACCAAGUAUCAAUCAAAUUGAGUGUGUGUUCAGGAGUUUCAACACAUUUGCUUGCGUUUGGAUGUAGCUGCAAGGGACAUUAUAAUCAUUGUUCUUGUAUGCUUUCGAAAUCGAGGGAUAGACUUUGAAUCACAAAUGGAAUCGAAAGUUUUGACAAUGGGUGUACCGAAAAAAAUAAAGAUCAAUUUCAUGUGGCAAUAUGCUGGUUAACGGGGGACUCUAAGUGACCAUUUUAUUUCCCAAAAAAAUCUGUUUCAAGGCACAGAGAUUUUUUUCUCACCCCUCAUUUGCGGGCUAUCUGAAGAUGGCUUGGAAUUGCCUGGAAACAAAUUAAAUGCAAAUUAAUUUGAUGUGAAAACUGAAAUGCAAUAGACUAUUAUUUCCUCACAAGGUAAAAGGCAGGAUGGUCUUAUGAAUGAUUAUGAGGUAAUUGCUGUUUUGUACACAUUCAGUACUGUAAAACAUGCAGCAACUAUAAACUUCAAAGCAUUAUAACUUUGCUCACAUUUUAACAUCUGGACUAUGGUUCCUUCCAGGCUCGAUUGAAAAAGCAAGAUGGUGCUCCAUCAGCAUUGAUCGAUGAAUGCUGCCUUCUGCCUUGUGAGGGCAGAAUAGAAAUUUGUUGUUUUGUCAAUUGCUUAGAGAGCCUGGAUUUGUGAUGUACAGGUUUUUCCUCUGCCUAUAUCCCUGUACGUAGGGGUUUAGGUAAAUAUAAAUGUAACACCAAAUUUGUUUGUGAGAUUGUUUGUGUUAAAUAUCAUAAUAUCAGCCGAUGUCAGAUCAGGAAGGGGCAGAUAGGUACUAAUGUGCUUGGAACCUCUAAUGCACUGACCCUUUUUGGUGGGAAAAUUUCACCCAUGUGGUCAGUCAGAAGCUUUUCAAGUUCUGAACUCUUCGUUGUCAACAGAUAUCGAGAUGGCAAAUAAGUUGAGGAACUUUACUCUAAUGCUCAGUCUCAAACUUGAUUCUAAAUAAUAUGAAAAGUUAAAUCUACAAAAAUCAAAGGCGGUAACCAAUGCACUAGUGGGCAAAACCACUCCCUUCCUAUCUGUCUCCUUCUGUAAAAUGACAAGAAGCUGAUAUACAAUGUAGAAAAUGAGUCCAAAUCUGUACAUACGACCUGUGUAUUUUGUAAGAAGUUAAAAUACGUUUUUCAGUUGUUUAAGCUUCUUUUACAUUGUAAUUGGCGUGGAAUGGUGCAAUUUUUUGGCUAUAAUGAUUUUGAGGCCAUUGCUGCAGAUAGAAAAGCCUUAUGUUUGUUUAAGAUUCUCGUUUGUCUCUCCUUGCUGUUUAAUACAGGAACAAUGUGAUAAUUUUCUUUGAUUAUUUCUAAACCAUUUCAAUCGCAAAAGUUAUAUGUUAAACGAAAAAGUUGCUUCUACCCCUGUGAUGACACAGGGUUCCGUUAUUGUUGUUCUCGAUAAUAUAUGUUUGUUAUGAAUGAAAUAUGAGACUGGAUUUUCAAAGGUGUGUUGAUUCAAAUUGUUACAUUAGGUGAUAAGCUGUGGGUAAUGAAAAUUUCUAAAGUCUAUUGGUAUUACCAAAAAUAUACAAGCUGCUGGUAGACCUUUGGUAUUACCAAUAUGCUGAGUUCAUUGUGCGGUCAGAUGUGCUAAUGUUCAUCACUAUUCACAAGUGGUGUUUUACAUUUUGAAGAGGGGAGGGGGAAUUAAGUUUGUCUUUAUUACCAACUACAGUUUACCGAUUGGAUUCUAAUUGACACCAAGAAUUAAGAAAGAAUCUUGAUAUGUACAAUGUACAAGGCAUCAUUAAAAAUGUUUGCAAUUUGCAAAAGUAAGGUUGAAUGGGGUAAUUGUAGCCCCGGUUUAUUUGUAGCCGCUGCAUUGUUUGAUGCGUGGGAUAUCAAUCAGUAUCACGGGCAGGGGCUACAAUUAAACCGGGGCUACAAAUACCCCAUUCUACCUUAUCUAGGGGGAUACAAUUUCACUCUAGUCGAGGUUCAACAACUAUUCACGAUAUCUAUUCUAAUUUGAAACGGAUCUUUGAAUAACCAGCCUUUGAAUAAAUAGUGAGCCUGAGUCCAUUGCACAAGAUUGUUGGUAGUGAACAGUAAUCAAAAAUACAUGUAUGUUAAGUUCAAUGAGCAUGAUGAGCGAGACUGAUCUGAUGGUCCCAAUGAAUCAACUCACUUGGUCCAUCGAAAGCAGAAUUUUCAAAUCUUCAAAUUGGCAAUCAGUUUGAGUGCUUAUUAAGCACUGUUUCAUCAAUAGCUGUGUUGUGGUUGUAGACAAUUUAAUUUUUAGCGAGUGAUAUUGGUAGUGUUUUUAACAAAUUAUUCUAGAUUAUUAAUACUGUCUAACAGUAAUGGCAGUUGUUGCAUCUAUCAUACUCAUUAGGUGUUCAGCCUUUCCAAACUUUUUGAAAAGUUUAAGAACUUUGACUAUGAAAGAUACUGACGAAAAAAGAGGGUAUUGCUGCAGGUAAAAGGAAAUAUUAAUAUUGCUUAAGUUGACAUUUCUGAUACAAGUUUCUAAUCUAAAAUUGCUAGUGUGUAAUUGUGCUGUGAAGUCAUUAGGAAAGUGAGCGUUUUUAUCGAGAAUUGUCCUUAAAUUUUUGGUGGUAGCCAAAAGCUUUUGUUGGGCUUUAGUGAGCUUGCCCAAGAAUAUCAACAAUGGCAUUUGACUGGUUCAAAUCAUACCAAAACUUUGUUCAAAGUGAUAUUAUAAAAUUAUUGUUGUAUGAAUGUUCUAAUGUAUUUUUCCUUAAUAAAUAACUUAUUGAAAUAUA